AUGGAUAGUUCCGCUGCGUUGGAUCCCAACAAAGCAUCUCAGGGUCGACAAGCCGCCUGCUUGAACUGUAGGAAAAGCAAGGUCCGCUGCAACCGAGGCCAAGAUGAUGCGUCGUGUAGCAGAUGCAAACAGGCCAAUGUUGAAUGCAUCAUACCCAGCCACCAUGUCGGUAGACAGAAAGGGGUCAAAAACAAACGCAAAGGCCUUGAAAAAGCAUUACAUCAGAUUGAACAGGCCAUCAAGAGACCGAGAAGCAAUGCAUCCGGGUCCGAGGCGGCCCAAAAGCUCAUAUCAGACCUUCAAGAGAUGCUCAGCAAUACACGAGAACAGCAGUUACACAGUGAGGCAGACGACCAGUCCGAGGAUCGGUCCUAUACAUACCAUUCGCCCCGGGAUAACAAUUUCGGCGAUAAUCUCUCCCUAGAUGAUGCAGAGAAUCCUUUACAACUACUUGCACGUGCCUCCGAUCUACAGCUAUCGCCGAAUGAGGCGCGUGAUGCACACAGAUGGCCACCUUCAACAUUUCCCCAACCUACAGGCAUGCUGCCGAGUAGCACCGAGGGAAGCGACCCUGCCGCGCAAUCAUAUUUUGUUCCCAUCCGGGCAAAUCUGGAUGUUGGCCCAGAUAUAGACCCCGUUGACAUUGGUCUUGUGACUCCAAGUGAAGCCGAAUCGCUUUUCUCUUUCUUUUAUCAGAACCUCGCACAUACUCGAUGGGGCCUAGACCCUCUGGUACACACCGUCUCGUUUGUGCGGACCCAGUCUGCAUUUCUAUUCACCUCUAUCAUGGCCGCGGCUGCAUUGUUCCUGCCAUCUGCUACAGCACUGUCGAAGCGGCUUUCUCGACAUUGCAAGUCCCUGGCCCAUAAUGUCAUUGCCCGACGCCACAGAUCGGUUGAGAUCGUCUUAGCCUUCAUGGUAAAUGUUCCAUGGAUGGAGCCAGGUAGUUGCCUGGGGGAUGACGAUACAUGUUCCUACAUUGCCAUGGCUCUAGCUGUUGCUUUAGAUCUCUCGUUGAACAAGAUUGUGCUUCCAUCAACUAGCUUCGAGCAUAGCCUUCUCAGAAGACUCGCUAAGGCCGAAACUAUCGAUGCAAAGAGAGCCCUAUACAUGGACCGAUUUGAUGGCAUAGAACCGAACUCUGCAUGGGGCCGAAGACUUCUCCGACGGCGAGAGAGAACGUGGAUAGCGCUGUUUGUUCUCGAAAGAGGUGUAUGUUUAGCUCGCGGGCGAAGCUAUACAGUCCCUUCAACAGCCCUUAUAAACUAUUGUGAUAAGUGGCACGUAUCCGAUUUUGCAGACUCACGUGAUGGUCCGAUGAAUUCAAUGGCUGUGCUCAGGAGGAAUUUGGAUGGCCUUUUCCUGAGAGUAAAAGCCAACUGCGACAGCCACCAGGUCGCAGAUGCCGGGUCUGAGGUAGCGCAAUCGAUCAAGAAUAUGAUUGAAAGCUUCUACGACAAGUGGUAUGAGAUAUGGGCGCCUGAGAUUGGGGAAGGUCACUCACGCUCCCUUCCACCCUAUGUUGAAAUCCUUGUAACACAUACGAGGCUAUCGACAUAUGGUGGUGUUAUCAACCAUCCUACAGCACCUUUGGAAGUCAAGAGAUUCUUCCGUGCUGCCGGCCUUUCUUCUGCGCUGAACGUUCUGAGAGCAGCUAUACAAGGAGAGUCGCGAUUGAAAUCCAUGCCGAAUAACACUGUCAUCAUGAUAUCCUUUGCUGCAUGCUCAGCACUUAGUCUCAGCGUGAUGCCAGAAGACAGCAGGUCGAGUUUGGCGCCAAGUGUUCAUAAUUUGAUCGAGGAAACUGCAGGUGUCCUUGAGCGUAUUGGAGCUACUACCCGCCAUAGAAAUGGCGCCUCUGUUCUCUAUGGGCGCUUCCUGAGAGCGCUUGUCAGACGCGCUCCUGUAAGCGCAGGCUCUCAGAACCUGAAGGUCGAAACGGGGCCGCUACAACCUCCGCCAGACUUGGAUGGGUAUUGCCCGGUGGCUUCCGGGACACAGCCAUCCUCGAUACCGACCUCUUUUAUUUGGCCUGAACCACUCAGAUUUUCUGCUAUGUCUGAUGACCAGAUCAUAGACGCGGUGAACCGAGCUGGCACCGCAUUUGGGACAACUGUGCCCGAUGUGCCACUGGAUGACCUAAUGACUUGGGACUGGUUCGAUGUCGGAAAUGCGGCAGAUUUUGGCUUCUGA
This is a messenger RNA of Aspergillus welwitschiae, 2193 nucleotides long. RefSeq lists its product as uncharacterized. Gene Ontology annotation, cellular component: nucleus. Gene Ontology annotation, biological process: regulation of DNA-templated transcription. Gene Ontology annotation, molecular function: zinc ion binding; DNA-binding transcription factor activity, RNA polymerase II-specific; transcription cis-regulatory region binding. The coding region runs from base 1 to 2193 and encodes 730 amino acids. Lineage: Eukaryota; Fungi; Ascomycota; Eurotiomycetes; Eurotiales; Aspergillaceae. The record is from RefSeq and is a predicted model, not a curated record. The transcript has 7 exons.